GAAGCACUGCGGAUGCUCGCACAUUGCACUGCACAUCAAACACCACCGACCACACUGCAUAUUGCAAGGUGGACCACUCAAGAGCACCCAAGAGCGACCCAUGGACAAUCCCCUGGCUGGAGGCGAUCGGGCCGAGGGGGCUGCCGGGCAUGAAGGCGGAAGGAACUAUAUCUCGGCAAGGUGUACCUCCACUUCCGCAGGAGAGAGUGCGGCAUCAUCACCGACGGCCAGCCCGCCCCCGACAGCGCCACAGCCCCCGGUAGCUGGCGCCGGCGUUGCUGCCACCGGCAGCAGCGCUGACGCUAGUCGCCCCCCAUUCUCUCCUGGGCAGGCGCUGCGUUCUCUUCCAGCUGGCUCCACCAGGCUGCUGCUACCUAUUGGCCCGCAGAGGCAGCAACGUCAACAUACCCGCUGCAGCAACGAGACCGCAGCCGCUCCCGCUGCUGGCGCUUCCAAGAAACGCCCGUCAAGACCCGCAGCACGCCUGCGCCGCCUGCCCCCCCCUCCUCCGUGCUCCUCGAUACACACCCUCUUGCGAGAGCGCCAGCGACGCGGCGCAGGGAGGUUCCUGACGAGGGAAGGCCGUCGGAGCGUGUGCCCGCUCCACUUUGCGUACGGCGGCAACCCUAUCACCCUGCGCCGGCUGGAGCUGUCGGGAGAGCUCCGCGGGCACGAGGGUUGCGUGAACACCGUGUCCUGCUCCCCCGAUGGGAAGUACUGGAUCAGCGGCAGCGACGAUCUGAAGCUCAUGAUCUGGGACUGCGAGAGCCACAAGCGCAAGACUAGCUUCCACAGCAGGCACCGAAACAACGUCUUCCAGGCACGCUUCCUCCCCUACACAGAUAACGAAAAGAUCGUUUCGUGUGCUGCGGAUGGGCAGGUGAGGCUGACGAAUCUUUCCCGCAGCACCAGCGAGCUCCUCGGGGAGCAUGAGGGACGUGCUCAUCGCCUGGCCAUCGAGCCGGGCUCGCCCCACCGAUUCAUGACUUGCGGGGAGGACGGAGUGGUCUUGUCCUUCGACCUGAGGGCACCCGUCGCCCGCAACAUGGGCUCAACCUUGCUCAGGCAGCCCGGGGGGCGGAGCAUCAGCGGCAUGGCGCUCAACCCGGCGGACCCCAACGUCCUCUUCGUGUGCGGCGACUCCCCUUACCUGGACAUGUUCGACGCCCGUAAGGUGGAUGUUCCCGCCGCGAGGUUCUGCCCGAGAAGCCGCAGGGGCUCGCGCGCGCACAUCACGGGGGUUGCCGUGAAUUGGUGCGGCUCCGAGGUGGUGGCGACGUACAACCCUUCCGGGGAGGUGUACCUCUUCGACGUCAAGAAACAUGCCUCGAGGGGCAUGGGCAGCAACUCCAUGUGGUGGAGUGGAGGUCCAUCGGCGCACCAGCGGAGGAUGGAGCGCGGCGAGCACAGCAGCGACAGCGACAGCGACAGCAGCAUUGGCAGCAGCAGCAUCAGUCCCGAACCGCCCCGCUCUCGUCGGCGCAUCAGCCCCGCCAUCCGCGAAGGCCUCCACGAGCAAGGCCAGCAGCAGCAGCAGCAGCAGCAGCAGCAGCAGGAGUCGAGGAGGGAGGGGGAGGAGAAGGAGGAGGAGGAGGAGGAGGAGGAGGAGGAGCGGGUACAUGACGUCGGCGGGCGAGAUGAGGACGAGGAGAAAGAGGAGGAGAAGGAAGCAGAGGGCGGCGGUGAGGGAGAUGAAGAACGUCGGGAGCCGACGUAUGCGGCGAGAUUCACGGGUCACCGGAACCUGCUGACCGUGAAGCAGGUGACGUUCUACGGUCCUCGUAGUGAAUUCGUCGUUAGUGGGUCGGACUGUGGCCACAUCUUCUUCUGGAACAAGGCCUCGGCGAAGCUAGAGAUGCUGCUGUUCGGGGACAAAGUCGGGGCCGUGAACUGCCUGGAGCCACACCCCUACCUGCCGGCCCUUGCUACCAGCGGCCUAUCGAGAACCGUAAAGGUUUGGAGGCCCACCAGGUUUACCCCGGUCGGCGAGCUGGUGGGCAAAGGGGGCAAGUCCGCCGCGGAGAUCGCAGCGGACAACGCGGAAAUGGCGCAGAACGAGAGGGACGGGGGAAGGGCGGCAGCGCGGGUUGCCAUCACGCAGGAGAUGUUGCUGAGCAUCCUUGGGUUGGCCCCGUUCGACGAUGAUGGACACGGACACGGCGGGGCGCGGGGGGGAGCGGCGGGCGGAGGAGAGCGGGGNCGGAGCCAACAGAGGCGGGCAUGUGGGCAGGGAGCGGCCGCGGGGGCGAGAGGAGGUAGUCCGACGAGAAGACUGAGCGCACGGGCGCGCCUGGCGUUGCUCCACCGAGCCAUGGGGAUGAUCUCGGGCAUGGGUGACGAGGAGGAAGAGGACGAGGAGGAGGAGGAAGAAGAAAGCGAGGAUGAAGGGGCCGGGAGCAGCCAGGACAGCGAAGACUUCGAAGGGGAAGAGGAAGAGGAAGAGGAGGAAGAGGAAGAGGAAGAGGAGGAGGAAGAAGAGGAAGAGGAGCGUGGGCGGCCCACUCAGGGCACCCCGCUGCAGGGGCCUAGGGAGAGAGGGUUGACGGCGGCUGCUACAGCGGCCGGUCUCAGCCUCGAAGUCGUCUCGUGUGAAAGCGACAGCAACGGCGACAACGAAGGGAGCGGCGCCGGCGCCGGCGGUCAGAUGCCGAACGGCGAUGUCACGGGAUGAAAUGCAGAGGCGGCGGCAGCAACCACUCCCUCGUAUGAGCGGCAGCGGCGUUACGAUCGAAGAAGAGAAAGUUGUGGCCAAGCAGUUGUCUUCGAGUUUUAGUGAUAGGUGAACAUCCGGCUCGUUGUCGUAGGCCGUGCGCUUUGGUUGCAUUCGCGUAUAUUUUUUUAAAUGUGUAGAGUCUAAAAAGAUUGGGGUAGGGUCAUUUCCACCCCAAACAGAAGUUGUACAUAACAAGACCCGGAGAGGUCAAUAAAUGUAAUGGAGUGUGUCGGCAGGGCUAUCCGCCUGGAGCGUGACAUGCUUUAUUUGUCUCAUCGGGGCAACAAAUAGGGAACGUUCAAGGGUUUUCUGUAGCCCGACGCCCGCCGAGUGAGCGAGUGUGUCUUGUUCUCACCGGAUGCACUCCAUCAUGCGUCACAUGCAGCUGAUGUGCGUUCGUUUCAUGUUUUUUACGUGAGAACGAAAGCGCGGGCUCGGUAGAGAUUGUUUACGGGCCGUUUUAUUCACAGCGAUUUUGAAUCCAUUAUUCCGACUUUCAAGAGUUUGGACAAAGUCUCGGUACAAUGUUUGCGGUCAAUCGUUCCCAAUUUUCUCAAUGUCCAUUUUUUCUUCGUUCGCCGCUAAUCGAGGUUCAACGGUCUACGGGUUUGGAAUGUUGGAAAUUUGAAAGCAAAAUCG
Messenger RNA from Ectocarpus sp. CCAP 1310/34, 3352 nucleotides. The record is from the annotation of a GenBank genome assembly. Lineage: Eukaryota; Phaeophyceae; Ectocarpales; Ectocarpaceae.